This is a messenger RNA of Williopsis jadinii, 2120 nucleotides long. It is a transcript of the gene TEL2, whose product is annotated as Tel2p. Gene Ontology annotation, molecular function: Hsp90 protein binding; telomeric repeat DNA binding. Gene Ontology annotation, cellular component: cytosol. Lineage: Eukaryota; Fungi; Ascomycota; Saccharomycetes; Phaffomycetales; Wickerhamomycetaceae. The record is from RefSeq and is a predicted model, not a curated record. Gene Ontology annotation, biological process: protein stabilization; telomere maintenance via telomerase. The transcript has a single exon. Bases 77 to 2074 code for a protein of 665 amino acids.
GUCAUUUCCUAUUUGUCGUGGCAGCUUUUCUUUGGUCCAAUAUACAGCACAAUUAGUUGAUGCCUGAACCUGAACAAUGACAGCGAGCGAGAUACUAGAACGGUUAAAGUCUACACAGAGCGCAGAGGAUAUCGAAUCUCUCACACAACAGCUUUUACCACUACAGGCUUCUUUUCUGCUCCCACUUCAAUUACAGAUCAUCACAACUUAUCUCGAUAAGAUAUUACCAGUGUAUAACAGCCUGAAGACCACAACCAAGCUGAAAAUAAGGAAACUGUUCAUUUCAUGCGCUGCUAUAUCACAACUUCUCAACCAGUAUAAGCUGUCAGGGAAGAAUGAAGUGUACUUCCAAUUCACAAGAGAUUUGAUUCUAGACCCAAGCCUUUUGGGCUCAACCUUAGAGUCGUGCAGCGGGAACAGAGCAGAGCUGAAACAGACGAGAGCGUUGUUUUUUGGAUCAAAGAUCUUCAACACUUUCGAAGGUAAAAUCACCAUGGAUGAUUAUAUCAAGAUAGUCUCUAGACAGUUGUUACAGGUUUGUAUGGGCAUGAACGAUCCACCGGUGGAUUAUUUCCUUGCACUUUUAUCAUUACAUCCCAUAGAAGCGAAGGUUAUACUAUUUGAUGAAUUCCUACAUGCUGACAGACUGAAAUAUUUGUCAAGUGCCUUACAUAGAAUGUCCCAUUUACAAAAGAGACAGAUGUUCAAUUACUUGAUACCAUAUCUCGCUAACCACACGGGCAUCAAUAACUUGAGCACAGUUGCAUCAAUAUUAUCUCAAUUAGAUAUUACCGGAGUCGAAAAACAUAUAAUAACGACUCUGAGUGAGGUUGACAACUGUGAACUUCAACAGUGUUUUGUUAAAGUAAUUGGACAACAUUUACAACAGACACAGUAUCUCCUAUCUGUAUGGGGUGAUGGUGUGUAUAUUGCGGAUGCAGCAUCUGAGAAGCAAGAGACAAUGACCAGACUGAUACUUAUUGAACUGCUAUAUCUGGAAAAGGAUCAACUGAAGCAGUUAUCCUCAGAGACAGUGUUUCUCUCUGCUAUCACAUCCAGGAUCUCCAGUAACGAUACGAGACUAAGAAAUCUAGGAAUGAUGGUCGCAAAGAAACUAACUUGUGGUGAAGUUAGCAUUGAUAUGGAAGAUGAAAUUCAAGUGGAGAAGCCAAAUAUUUUAAUCUCAAACACUAUUGAUUUCGCAGACUUACAUUUGGGCUCGAUGCCUAAUCUUUCAAUUUCACAUAUGAAGACCACUCAAGUGGACUCAGACGAUGAAAACGAUGAAGAUUCCAGUGAUGAUGACGAUGAGGUUGAUCAGGACCCUGUUUUCCUGAAGGACUUGAUACAGAAGUUUACAGACAGCUCAACUCGAUCAGUUACACGUUUACUGCAAGUAACUGUUAGACUGGUUCGCCAAAAGGCAACGUUCGGGUCAGAGCUACAGUUCUACUCACCAGAGUUAAUUGCCAUUCUCUUGGGGCUCUUGAACAAGUAUGAUGAGGAUAACUUCGAAGAGCUAAAGCUCAACGCAAUAGUCGCUGUGAUUGUUUCAAGCCCACAAAUCAUAUCCAAAGUUUUCGAGUUGUUUUUCACAGGUGAUUACUCACUUCAACAGAGAAUGAUCACUUUAUCUGCUAUUGGCCUCAGUGCGAGAGAGCUUCGUGGCUUCGAUGAUAAAGAUAUACAAAAGCCCCAGUUUUCAUUCCCAACAUCACAUAUUCCACAGAGGGAACAGCGUAGAGAGCAAAUCGAAAGAAGCAAGAAGAUUGUGGAAAUUGAGUCAGAUGAUGAAAUGGUUGGAACGGUCUUGCGGAAAUCUUCCAAAUUGACAAAGCCAAAGGUACAAACCAAUAAGAACCUCUUUGCAAAACAUGCAACCAAGUUCUUCUACCCUUUAGCAAAUGGAUGGUCUGCCGGCAUUGAUCUUGGUGGGUAUAACGAACUCUUUUUAAAACAUUAUCUCUCAACGUUGCAUAUAGUGUUGCAAGCUUCGUACCCUUGUCAUUCUUAUGAAGAAAUGGUGGAUGCAUACACACAGAUACGCGAUAGUGUUCCUAAUAUUACACUGUAAACAGAGUUACGUAUACUUCAUUCAUUCGUUAUAUUAUUAAAACAUC